Messenger RNA from Aspergillus bombycis, 1617 nucleotides. Its product is annotated as HET domain-containing protein. The coding region runs from base 1 to 1617 and encodes 538 amino acids. The transcript has a single exon. The record is from RefSeq and is a predicted model, not a curated record. Lineage: Eukaryota; Fungi; Ascomycota; Eurotiomycetes; Eurotiales; Aspergillaceae.
AUGGCUUCUAAUGGUUCAAAGUUCGCGCACACGGCGCUGUCAACAGACGCACACCGUAUUCGUCUUCUAAAGUUCGAAGAUACGGCGUCGACUGAGCCUCUCAGACUCUCCUUAGGAGUAUACAAACUCUCGGACAAACCGGUGUACAAUGCGCUCUCCUAUGAAUGGGGGAGUGGUACGGCAGAUCGAACAAUAUUCAUCAAUGAUAGUCCUUUCCUGAUCGGAGACAGUUUACACAGCUUCCUGGAAGUUCUAGCCAGCAGUGAGCAGCAAAGCACCCUGUUCUUCGCGGACGCGAUCUGCAUAAACCAGGAAGACAUCCCUGAGCGGAAUGACCAAGUGCAGCGCAUGGGCGAUCUAUACCGUCAGGCACAGCAGGUUCUCGUCUGGCUGGGACCGGGCACCACUGAAUCCGACCUCAUCUUCGACCUAUGUGCAGAGGCAAAGCAAGAGGAGAUAGACCUGCAGGGAGCCAGCGGAAACGCGCUUGAUAUGUUGUAUCGACGUUCAUACUGGACAAGACUUUGGAUCAUCCAGGAGCUAUUCCUUGCACGGGAUGCGGUCGUCUUCUGUGGCUCGAGAUCUGCAGCCUGGUCGUCGUUCCGGAGGCUAACGACUGCCGUCAAAGGAGAAUUUGUUUCCGGGGAUAUACGACUUGGCAGUUCAUCCAUGGGGUUACAUACAAGGGAAAUGCUCAGCUGUUUGAACAGUAAAGACCGAGAGAAGGGCAUCUUAAACGAGACGAUAGACAACAUUGUGAUUAAGUUUGGGAAGGCUCGAUGUCGCGAUGUCCGCGAUCGGGUGUAUGGCCUGCUUGGUCUCGCCAGGAUGCAAGCGGACGGUCGAGGCCUGGAGAUUAGGGCAGAUUAUUCAGCGACGACAGUCAAUCUAUUUGUCCGACUGCUCAGUAACAUGCCAUACACCCUUCCAUUGAAGCAUGCACUACAGGUGUUUAAUAUCCUAAAACUGCACCAUGCGCAGGACUAUGGAUGGGACGUCGGCAUUCCAGACACAAUCUGUGAUCUUGUUUUCGAAGUCGGGCUCACACAUCUCGGACACAUUCGACAUGCGGACUCUCAAUCGUUGGUAUGUGAUUGGUGUAAAUUGUGGAACAAGAACGAGAAACACACUACCUUCGAAUUGGGUGAGAACCUUCGACAAGAGCUGCGCGGCAAGGCCAUUUCUGAGUUCAUAAAGGGGAGCAUACAACAAACCGGGGCCGCCCAUAACUGCGGUCCUCUGCUGUCCCUAGGGCCUUACGACAGCUGCGUGACGGCAACAAGACUCAAUACCGGGGAUGAACUGUUUCUGAUGGAGGGAACCAAUAUCGUCCUGAUCGAACACAAACGAAACCCAGAACAUGAGUCUCAUGAGCCUGCCGCGCGCUUCACGCGAGGGGUGCUCGCACACACAGAGGAUGAAGAGAGUAUCUUACGAGCUGCGAUGUUGCUUGAACGUUGUUUACUAUCUUUACCUGCUCCUACAGAGGUCCGUUUGGAGAAGGCACGCUGGGAAAUCCCCAUGUACCCAUUCGAUGUUAUUCACGAGGCGCUCAGCUUGCGGCAGAUUAUGUUCAUUCUGACGCAAGCUGCGCAGCAUAGUCGCUAUUAUGAUUAG